Messenger RNA from Pipistrellus nathusii (Nathusius's pipistrelle), 339 nucleotides. NCBI's taxonomy places the organism in Eukaryota, Metazoa, Chordata, Mammalia, Chiroptera, Vespertilionidae. The record is from the annotation of a GenBank genome assembly.
AUGCCCGGAGCGGGCGUAUUUUGGAAACAAUACCGCGCGGUGCGGAGUGGCCUCCUCCCGCGCCCACCCGCCCGCCGCGGCUGCCGCCCCUGCCCGCGCCCCCCGCGCCCCGCAGCAGCCCGGAGGGCGCCGGGCGUCCGGGAGCCGCACGGACCUGGAUCGCGCCUCCGCGGCGAAGCGGGGAGAGGAGUCGCGCUCAGGGCUUUCCUCUCCUUCCCGAUCGCGUCUGGGCGCCAAGCCCCCGAGAGCUCGUCACGCUGGACCCUGGCGCGGAGCCCUGGCACCACGACUCGGAGGCCGACACUCUCCCCUGGAGUCACCCAGGUCUGCUGUGAGUGA